Messenger RNA from Molossus molossus (Pallas's mastiff bat), 4748 nucleotides. It is a transcript of the gene SRL, whose product is annotated as sarcalumenin. Bases 87 to 2486 code for a protein of 799 amino acids. Lineage: Eukaryota; Metazoa; Chordata; Mammalia; Chiroptera; Molossidae. The record is from RefSeq and is a predicted model, not a curated record. Gene Ontology annotation, molecular function: GTP binding. The transcript is spliced from 7 exons.
UGACUGUGUGACCCUUCUCCCCGCCCGCGCUGCCACCAGCCCUAUAAAUAGAGGCGAGGAGCAGCUGGGCUCUCUUGGCAGUCACCAUGAGGGCGCUGGUUCUGCUCUGCUGCUUUGUGGCGUCGCUCCUGCUCCCAGGACAAGCAGAACUGCAAGUUUCUGCUUCGGGUGGCACAGAAGAUGUUGGCAAUUUGUUGGAGAAUCAUUUCUCUGCUGGAGAUGCAAGUCUAGAGGAGAAGGAAAGGGCGCUUUAUGCAGAGGCGGCCCCUCGAGAGAAGAACCUGCUCCUUCACUCCCCAGAUGGCAGGGAGGCUGAGAGCUCGGAGAAGACUACUGCAGGGGCCUCCACCGCUGCCCCCAGCCCAGGCUCUGACCCUGAAGCCAGCCUUUCCAAUACCUCAGCCUCAGCUCCCCCCGGGGACCCUGUGGAGCAACCAGGAGCAAGCACCCUCCCUCCAGAAGGGGAGGAGGGAACGGGGAAAGAGGGGAGGCCAGAGCUCAGUGUGAGAGAGGGCCCAGCAGAGGAGGCAGAAGGACAGGCUGGGAAUGGCGUGGUCACUGAGGAAGCCAAGGAGGUCCUAGGGGACAACCCUACGCAGGGAGCAGCUGCGGGCACUGCAGAGCCUGAAGGCACAGGGGCCUUUCCUGUGGUGGUAGAGACAGCAGGCGAGGGCAUCCCAGGAUCUGAUCAGGGGCCAGACGGGCCAGACGGAGUCAUGGACGUGAACACAAAAGCCAGGGAGGGGCCUGAGGACCAGGGCGAGCCCAGCCCAGCUGUAGAGACAGGGGGCGCCCAGGAGGACCGCCCCCUGGAGGGCCAGGCACCAGGGAUGUUGAAGGAGGAUCUGGAAGCUGCGUCCUCUGAGGAAGAGGGUGGUGACCUCAGCAGAGGCGAGGAAGGAGGCGUUCCACCCCAAGAAGAAUCAGAAGAGGACAGCGGCCAUGGGGCUAGUUCAGAGGAAGCAGGGGGCUCCUCCGAGGAAGUGGGGGAACCCCAGGAAGCAGCAGGAAACCCAAGCCAUGGGGACGAGGGGGCUCAGCUGAGCUCGGAGGAACCGAAUCCAGGGCCCGAGGGGGACGAGGUCCCGGAGGCCGAGGCAGAGGAGCCCGUGGAGGGGCCUCAGGAAGAGGCGGAGGAUGUGAGCGAAGAAGCCCCACUCAGGGACCGCUCCCACAUCGAGAAAACUCUGAUGCUGAACGAGGACAAGCCAGCUGAUGAUUACUCUGCGGUACUGCAGCGGCUUCGAAAGAUCUACCAUUCGUCCAUCAAACCCCUGGAGCAGUCUUACAAAUACAAUGAGCUUCGGCAGCACGAGAUCACAGAUGGGGAAAUCACUUCCAAGCCAAUGGUGCUGUUCCUGGGACCGUGGAGCGUUGGCAAAUCCACCAUGAUAAACUACCUCCUUGGGUUAGAAGAUACUCGUUACCAGCUUUAUACAGGCGCUGAGCCCACCACCUCUGAGUUCACGGUCCUCAUGCACGGGCCCAAGCUCAAAACCAUCGAGGGUAUUGUCAUGGCUGCUGACAGUACCCGGUCCUUCUCACCCCUCGAGAAGUUUGGCCAGAAUUUCCUGGAAAAGCUGAUUGGCAUUGAGGUUCCCCACAAACUUCUAGAGCGGGUCACUUUUGUGGAUACACCAGGCAUCAUUGAGAACCGAAAGCAGCAAGAAAGAGGCUACCCCUUCAACGAUGUGUGCCAGUGGUUCAUUGACAGAGCUGACCUCAUCUUUGUCGUCUUUGAUCCAACCAAGCUGGACGUGGGUCUGGAGCUGGAGAUGCUGUUCCGCCAGCUGAAGGGGCGUGAAUCCCAGAUAAGGAUCAUCCUGAACAAGGCUGACAACCUGGCCACACAGAUGCUUAUGCGGGUCUAUGGGGCUCUCUUCUGGAGCUUGGCCCCGCUCAUCAAUGUCACUGAGCCCCCAAGGGUCUAUGUUAGCUCCUUCUGGCCACAAGACUACAAACCCGAUACUCAUCGGGACCUGUUUCUCAAGGAAGAGAUCUCUCUCCUGGAAGACCUGAACCAGGUGAUCGAGAACAGGUUGGAGAACAAGAUUGCCUUCAUCCGACAGCAUGCCAUCCGGGUUCGCAUCCAUGCCCUCUUGGUCGACCGCUAUCUGCAGACGUACAAGGACAAAAUGACCUUCUUCAGUGACGGAGAGCUGGUCUUUAAGGACAUUGUGGAAGAUCCUGAUAAAUUCUAUAUCUUCAAGACCAUCCUGGCAAAGACCAAUGUCAGCAAAUUUGACCUUCCCAACCGCGAGGCUUACAAGGACUUCUUUGGGAUCAACCCCAUUUCCAGUUUUAAGCUCCUGUCCCAGCAGUGCUCCUACAUGGGGGGCUGCUUUCUGGAGAAGAUUGAGCGGGCCAUCACCCAUGAGCUCCCUGGCCUCCUGGGAAGCCUGGGGCUGGGGAAGAAUCCAGGUGCUCUCAACUGUGACAAAACAGGGUGUGGUGAAACCCCAAAGAAUCGCUAUAAGAAACACUAGGUUGUUGUGUGGCCAUUCUCGGGUUCCUGUUGGUGAAUGAGCUUGUGUCCUAACUGUCUGAGAAGUCCUGGUUUAUUAGCCCUUUGAGCCACGCUGGCAAGAACCAUUACACAUUGGAGAUUUGGGAGUUAAUUGAGGCCAGUGGUGGGGGAAGGUGUGGGUCGAGGGAGGAGAGUGGAAACUGUGAAUUAUAGUGUGCUUGUCUCAUUGCUUCAAUUAGGAGGCCUGAUUGAGGCAAGUCAGGCCACACCUGCUUUUCCUGGGUCCUAUCUUGAAGGGACAGAGAGCAGCUAAAUUCUAGUGUGUACUGAAUUAAUGAGCAUUAAAUAAGCUAAAAGCAGCUGAAGUCCCCUUUCCCCCAUAAGCUAGGAAAAGAGAAGACUUGAGUCUGUAGGGCUGCCCAGGUCCAUUGUGGCUGCCUUCCACACAGUCUUCUGUUUGUCCCCAGCCCUGAGCUAUCUCCUACACUUGGGGUGACGUCAACGGAGGACAAUCUCUAGGGCCUGAAUCAACUUUGGUUUCAAGCCUACCCCCAGUCUCUCUUCCCUGUUUUCUCAAGGGGUGGGAGGGAUGGUUUUGGAUACCCAAACACAAAGAGAGAAUGAGAGUUCCCAGGCCAAGAGAAGGAUAUGCCUCCCCCAUGCCAUUUCUCUGAUGUGGUGUUCUAAGCCGCUGGGAAGCUGAGUCCCUUUAUUGGCCCCAAGAGGAGGGUCCGUGUUCUGUGUAUUCAGGUAGUUCACUGGAAGUCACUUCAGUGAAAGUACUGGAAGGGCUCAGAGGGUUAAUUGGUUUGCAGUGUGUCUUUGUUUAUUGCAUGUCUUGGAAAACCUGGACCCCAAAGUCAUUGGGUUUCAGAGGGGACAAUGGAGACCUUGCUCCUUUUCGUUGGGGACUUCUCUGGGCAGCCCACCUUUUCCAAAUUUAAGAGGAGGCUGUGUCCACAACUUCUCUGUGGAGACACUCAGCAGAAGAGUUGUUCCUUCCUGGUUUUCAUCACCAUGGCUUUCUCUUUCCCUUCUUCUCCAUUCCCUGAUGUGCCAACACUCAAAACUCACAGGAGUCAGAACCAGCACCAGCCACUCAGUGUCAGUGACAACUAAGGCUUAACCUUCAGUUUCCCACUUGAACUUGAUGCUGAUACCCACUGGACACGCUGCAGGAAAGCCUGGGCCUUCAAAUACCGAUAAGUGUGGAUAUUUGUGCAUUAUGUUGUCCAAGAGAGAUUAGGGAGGUAACAGGUGCCAGCAGGCAAAAGAACUUGUUGUGAGAGUCCUGCCUAGCAGGUGUGCCACCCAGGAGGGCAGCGAGGGACAGAGUAUGGGGGAAGGACCCUGGAAGGAAGAGGCCAUUUGACAAAAAGUGGGUGAGUGAAGAGUCUGUGCAAAUCCUGGAGACCUGGCCCAGGGCUGCCCCGAGGGGCUCCUGCCUAGUGAGCCAGCCUUUCUUGGGAGUUUUACCAGGAGGCAUGGGUCAGGACCUGCCAGCACCAGGAGGUCAUCCUGGUGCAGAAGGAAAGUGACGAUGGAGCCAGAGGGAGAGGCACUGAGGAUUAGGCAGUGGAAGUAAACUGGCGAUCAGAUUAGGUCCAUGCAGAGAACUGCAACUUCGGAAUUCCUGUUUCUCAGAAUUAGUAGCACUCUGGUACAGCUGCAACAGGGGCUGCUGCUUUUGGCUUUGUGGAGGACCCGGAACCUCCCACGAGAAAGCCAGAGGCUCCUCAGCCUCCAGGACAUUGUUUCUAAGUACAGAACCAACAGAGAAGAAAAAGGGUCUGCUAGGGGUGUCCAAGGAACCUGGUGACAGGGCCCGAGGAGCUACUUUUCUUCUCGCCAAGAACCAACCCUCUCUGUUAUUUGCCCUCUCAAGAGUCUGCUCUCCCACCUUGCUCCUUAAUGCCCCUCAAUGCACUUGAGCUCCUCUCGGCAUAUCCGUGUUUCUCAGUGCAGUAGGGGAAAUAAAAUGUGCAGAACUGUAUGGGCAUUGUCAUAGCUGCUGUCACCGUUGCUUUGGGGGAAGAAGGUGAAAUGAAGCUAAUACAUUCAUAUAUUUAUGUUUUCAGGGGGGUGACAUUGUCGGUGUGAUUUCCCCCCCUUUUCUUUUCUCCAUCCAUUUCCCUUUUCUUACUCCUGAUCCUGGGCUCACUCCUUGAUUUACCUUUUCUCUAACUGUCCCCAGGCUUGCCUGUCAGAGAGCUUGGACUUGAAGAGCUGUUUUGUGCCCCAUUCUGUGGAGGUGGAUUUUAAACAGAAUUCUGACUUUUUU